Molecule: messenger RNA, 2310 nt
Organism: Capronia epimyces CBS 606.96
Lineage: Eukaryota; Fungi; Ascomycota; Eurotiomycetes; Chaetothyriales; Herpotrichiellaceae
Exons: 6
Coding region: 1-2310 (769 amino acids)
Biological process (GO): DNA-templated transcription; regulation of DNA-templated transcription
Molecular function (GO): zinc ion binding; DNA binding; DNA-binding transcription factor activity, RNA polymerase II-specific
Source: RefSeq, a predicted model, not a curated record
AUGAUUACCUCGUCGACGAACACCUCUGCCGACGCCGGUCUUGUCACGCCAGUUGAAGAGCCGCCUGCGAUCACGAUCUUUCCUGGAUACCAACCGAACGCGGGGACUGCGGAUACCCAGACUGCCAACAGGAAACGGGGGCGAUACGUUGCACGCGCCUGCUGGGACUGCCAGAGGCGCAAAGUCAAGUGUUCCGGAGAGCAACCGUGUAGGCACUGCCGUGUGGCCCGGCUGGAAUGCUUGUACAGUAGCGGACGGUUUCGAAAGCAAAAGACUCGCGACCUGCCGCGCCAGGACGUACCUAGGGCCGGCUCGAAUUCGUCCAGCAGCAAUGGAAGAGCCCCCGAGGUGACGACACACGAUUUGUCCACGUGGAAAUCCGAUGUUCUCGCGCGUAUCGCCAGCCUCGAAAAGGAACUGGAAGUGGCACGAAGGGUACGACCGACCGACAGUCCACGCCUAGAGAGCAGCGGCCUUGCAGUCGUCCCACCCGGGUCAGUAAGUUCAAGAGAGCUACAAGACAACUCGCCCUUGGUGACGGACGACGAAGACAAUGAGGUGAACCAUGCCCGGCCCCGGUUUCAGAGUGGCACCGACCUAGUCACACCCAUCUCGAUCCUAGAGCGCACAGUAGAAGGCGGUGGUUACUUUCAGGAAACUGCCAGCACCGGGCACGAGAAGCCUGCAUCUCUGUCAAGGUGGCGGCAUACGAAGCCGGCGCGUUUCAGUGGCUGUUGUGAUCGAGCACUACAGCUGUGGGACCCAGAGAACAAAGACGAAGACAUCGAAACUCUCCGAAACUACAUCAACACUUAUUUUAUUUGCAUGAACAAACAUCAUCUCGGAAUCGACGAAGACGAGCUUCUUUCCCGCUUCGAACGGUAUCUGGCUCAAGACUACACAGGCUUUACCAGCAUGGACUUGCUGCAGACAGUGGCCCUGGUUCGCCUGAUGGUGGCAGUGGUCAAGAUCCUGGACGAAUACUGCAUCAACUCCAAACAUGUGCCAGGUUGGGAGGAAUUCGCCUACGCCAAACACCUCCUUGGCCACACCAUGUGGCUGGGCAAUGGCGAUUUUCGAACCAUUCAGUGUCUGCAUCUGGAAACGCUUUAUUGUCUGUUUAUCGAGCGCACCAAUGCCGCGGCGGAGUCCAUGAGCGCGGCUGUACGCUUGUCGUACCAGCUGGGCCUUCAUGACCAGAACUCGUGGCAGAGUGACCAUGAUCAAUUUCCCCCGUCCGUGCGGCGGCGGCUCUUCUGGUGUCUCUACUGUCUCGAUCGGCAGGUGGCACUGUAUUCGGGCAUGCCGUAUAUGAUUCGAGAGUCUGAUUUCCGCGUCGACCAACCUUCGUUGCUGGACGUGGACAGCAACAAGGACGGUCCAGCGUCGGUGGGAAGUGGUCAUGGUGAGCUGUCUCCCCUUAGUUUACAGUAUCAGAGCUCGAUUCCGUACUCCCAAGCUACCAUCAAAUGGGCCAAGCUAUGUUCAGAGAUCUGGGAUGCUAUGUUUGGCAUCACCGCAACCAAACCGCCCACUCAGGACUUUGUUGUGGCUAUGGACGCCCGCAUUCUGCUGUUGAUCCAAGAUCUACCGGCCGAACUACGUUGGAGGCCCGAGGUCAUUGAGCAUAGCCAAAACGAGAACCUUCCAUUAUAUGUGUACCGCCAAAGCAUCAUCAUCAAUGUGCGAGCGAACCAUCUACGUCUGUUGUUGAGAAGGCAAGACAUGAUGACUCUAGCAUACCACGAGCGGACGGCGGAGGCGUGCAUCACGAUCGCCACGCAGACGAUCAAUGCCAUCUCCACGUUCCACGCGUCGCCCCUCAGUCAACGAACGGAUCGAUACUCCUCGGCCAGUUUCCUGGCCGGUGCCAUGCUGCCUCUGAUCUGCAUCAUUGUGAAGGAACACGACAAGGACAAGGUUGGGGCCGUGGUCGUGGCUGCGUUCCAGAAAGCCCUCGCCCUGCUGCAGGACAUCUCGCGCGGCCUGACCUUUGCCCGCCGAAUGCUACACCGACUCGGCCGGCUGAUCGAGGCAGCCAAUCGCGUCAUCAUGGGCAAAUCGCAGACCGACGUGGUACAGCCUCCGGAAGAUGAACAGUGGCUGGCCGAUACCUUUGCCUCCUUGGAUCAGAGUUGGUUUGCUUUGACCGAUGACCAGCAGCUCUUGUCCAGGCGAAAUGCCGGCCCGGGUCAAGAUCUGGUGGACAAUUCCUUUCUCGAGAACAUGCCCCCAGGCGUCAACCAAGGAGGCACGGUGGCGGCGGUGGGGCGUGAUUACGAGAUGAACAUGUUCGACCUGAUGUAUUGA